CUUGCAAAGGAGGAUAUUGAAUCCUUUGAAUGGUUAUUUGAAACUUUCUUAAAGGCAAUGAAUAACUGUCAGCCUACCUGUAUCAUGACAGAUCAAGACCCUGCGAUGAAAGUGGCAAUUGAAAAAGUUCUUGAUAAGGCAAAACAUAGGUUUUGUAUGUGGCACAUUAUGAAAAAAGUGCCACAAAAGGUAGGGCCCAAAUUAUGCUUAGAAACUGAUUUUCUUCAUAAACUAAACUCUGUUGUGUGGAAUAGAGACCUUGAACCAGAAGAAUUUGAAAUUGGUUGGCAGUCUGUGAUGUCUGAAUUUGAUUUAGUGAAUGAAGAUUGGUUCAAAAAUAUGUAUAAUAUAAGGAAUAUGUGGAUUCCUUCCUACUUUCGUGACCUUUUUAUGGGUGGGAUUUUAAGGUCAACUCAAAGAUCAGAGAGUGAAAAUAGCUUUUUCACUAAUUUCACCAAUCAGCAUUUGUUAUUGGUUGAGUUGUGGUUUCGCUAUGAAUCUGCAAUCGAUGCUCAAAGGCACACACAAGACAAGUUGAAUGCUACUUCAAAAACUACACAUCCCCAACUUGUCACCCCCCUGUACUUGGAAAAGCAUGCUGCAUUUGCUUACACUCAUAAUGUAUUUUACAUAUUCCAAAAGGAAUUCAAGCAUGCUUUGUACAAUUGUGGUAUAAGUAAUGUUACCAUCAAAGAAGAAGAAGGGAUUGAGCAAUAUAGAAUUGUUGACAACACAAGGAAAAAAAGCUAUCAUGUCACAUAUGUUUUGUGUUCUAAUGAUGCUUCAUGCUCUUGUAAAAUGUUUGAAUCUGUUGGAAUAUUAUGUCGUCACAUUCUCUUUGUCAUGAAAGGAAAGUUCUUAUUUGAGAUUCCAAGGCAAUAUGUUUUACAUCGUUGGACUAAAGAAGCUAUGAAGAAACCAAUUUUUGGCUUAAACAACUUGCUUGAUGGGGCAGAGAAGGAUAAGAAGCAAAAGCUAGUUGGUGAUUUAUGGUGCAGGUUUUUUUCAUGUGUAAGUCUUUGUGAGGAGAAAGUUGAAUGCCUAGAGUCAUUGUUGUCUAAGCUAAUAUCUUUUGAAAAUGAGAUGAAAGACUUGGAUUCUAUAAGUCCAGUUGAUAAACGUGAGGCAAAAAAUAAACACAUCGAAUUAUUUGUUGGAUCUAAUGACAUAGUUGUUGAUAUUCUUCCUCCAAACAAGUCUUCCAACAAAGGUAGUGGUAGUGGAAAAAGGAAAAAAUCUGACAAAGAGAUAGCUAUUGAGGAAAGCCAAAGGAAAGAUAGACUUUGUAGAACUUGUGGUCAGAGAACAAACCAUGAUAGUCGGAAUUGUCCGCAAAAAAAAUCCAACUUGAAUGAGGAUUUCAAAGAAGAGUAGAAAGGCUGCAAAACCACUUCAUAUUUACAAGAAGCAACAUCGGCUACUGACAGCCUAGUGCUGAAAUAGAGGAGAUGAGAGGAAAGAAAGAACAUAGUGCUAUAGUGCCCUUUUUAUUGAUAUAGUGAUUGUUAUUGUUUCACAUAUAUUAAAGAGGGACCUUUUAUUGUUAAAAUUUUAUUGAUAGGGUGACCUUUUAUUGUUAAACUUUUUAUUGACCUUUAUAUUGUUAUUUUGAUGUAGUGACAUAUUGGCAUAUGAUAACUUCAAUUUAUAUUAUAGUAUGUGUUUUUAACGUCAUAGUGACUUUUUUUCAUCGUAUUGACACCUUAUUCCGUGAUAACCUUUUUAGUGAUAUAAUGACCUUUAUUAUGAUAUAACAACCGUAUAAAAAAUACUCACAUUUUAA
Chenopodium quinoa (quinoa) is the source of this 1783-nucleotide messenger RNA. Its product is annotated as protein FAR-RED IMPAIRED RESPONSE 1-like. NCBI's taxonomy places the organism in Eukaryota, Viridiplantae, Streptophyta, Magnoliopsida, Caryophyllales, Amaranthaceae. The transcript is spliced from 2 exons. Gene Ontology annotation, biological process: regulation of DNA-templated transcription. The record is from RefSeq and is a predicted model, not a curated record. Gene Ontology annotation, molecular function: zinc ion binding. The coding region runs from base 58 to 1374 and encodes 438 amino acids.